Bactrocera dorsalis (oriental fruit fly) is the source of this 1988-nucleotide messenger RNA. RefSeq lists its product as uncharacterized. The record is from RefSeq and is a predicted model, not a curated record. Gene Ontology annotation, molecular function: nucleic acid binding. Bases 140 to 1078 code for a protein of 312 amino acids. Lineage: Eukaryota; Metazoa; Arthropoda; Insecta; Diptera; Tephritidae. Gene Ontology annotation, biological process: DNA integration. The transcript is spliced from 2 exons.
AGUAUUGAAAGAAUAUCACAAUGGACCUAGUGGAGGGCACCUUGGAAUAACAAAAACUAUAGAGAAGAUUAAACAACGGUUCUACUGGAUCGGUUGUCGAGAUUCCAUAGCAGAAUGGAUAAGUAAUUGCGUAGAGUGCAUGGCAGCUAAAGGUCCUAAAGCCAAAAGUCGCGGUAGGCUACAACAGUACAACGUGGGAUCACCAUUUGAACGAGUCGCAAUGGAUGUUGCAGGUCCGUUCCCAACCAGUACGGCCGGUAACAAAUAUCUACUGGUUGUCAUGGACUAUUUCAGUAAAUGGCCAGAAGUAUAUGCCUUACCAAACCAGGAAGCGAAGACCGUAGCCGAAGCGUUUGUAGAAAAUUGGAUAACAAGGUUCGGAGUGCCCGUCGAAUUACACUCAGAUCAAGGCAGGAAUUUCGAAUCUUCCAUUUUCCAAGAAGUCUGUACAUUAUUGGGCAUCCACAAGACACGGACAACAGCGUUACACCCACAAUCAGAUGGGAUGGUAGAGAGAUUCAACCGAACGCUCGAAGAACAUCUGCGGAAAAUCGUUGAUAAAGACCAACGGAAUUGGGACAAGUGCAUCCAGAUGUUCCUGCUGGCGUAUCGUUCAGCGAAGCACGAGACAACUGGUUACACGCCAGCAAAGAUUAUUUUCGGAUCUGAUCUGCGACUCCCUGCUGAUCUUAAGUUUGGUACGAAUCCUACAGCUGUAAGAAAUGAUGGAGAUUAUUGUUCUGCCUUAAAGGAAGAAAUGAAUGAAUUGCAUCUAAUGGUAAGACAGCAUACGCAUCUGAUGAGCAAUAAGAUGAAGGACCGGUUCGAUCAAGCGGCAAAUUCAAAAGGUUUUGAAGAAGGUGAUCUGGUCCUGUUGUACAAUCCACUUCGAAAGAAAGGCUUGUCCCCGAAAUUGCAGACAGCCUGGGAAGGACCCUAUAUGGUGAUGAAACGACUUAAUGACGUGGUAUACCGCAUACAAAGAAAUGGGAAAGCACGAUGUAAAAUGAAAGUAGUACAUUUGGAGAGGCUCGCCCCAUUUGGUUCAAGAGGAUUUGUGCCUAAUCGGGACGAUUAGGCUUUAGUGGAGGGCAGUGUUACAAAAAGUAGUAUUAAGUUGUAUUUGUAUUACUAUAUGCAUCCCUGAUUAUGAACAAUAGCUGUAGGUAUAUGGAAUAGCAUUUGUCUUGUUGUAGACAUCUGGCGCCACGGCUGUCUGCUUGUCUAGUUAAACAAUUGCUGAGUCUGGCGCCGCGACUGUCUGCUUGCGUCUGGCGCCGUAUAGCCGUAUGUUCUGGUAAUUUCCAGACGCGAUAUUCUAGAAGGACACGUCGGCAUCAGCGAGAAGUGCGUGGCUAUAUAAGCCGUGGCAGCGCCAGCGUAAACUGCUAUAGUGUAGACGAGUUGUGAAAUAAAGAGUUGUUGAAUUAAAUUAAACAGUGUUGAUUUUAUUUGUCAAUCCAGAGAUACGAACCUAACAAAGUAAACUAGCAAGAGUAAAUUCGUAACAAUAUGUUAUUUUGAACAUGUACUUUAUUUUUAUAACAUAACACAAUCGUUUUAAUAUUCGAUCUUUUAAAUUUCAUAUUAGCGAAAUGAAAAUGCCGUCGGCAUACAUAUGUGUAAAUGGGAUAUGUUGCCUCUUCGAAAUUUUCAUAGAAAUGAAAACUGCGGUGUCAAACUGCUGAAGUGACAGCUUAUUGCUUACAAUAUAUCUUAAACUAAUUAGUUUGCCAUAUAUUGUAAGAAAUAAGCAAUAUGGAGUCUCCACAGGCAAUAGGCAGGGAAAACAAGUUAGUAAGACAUAGAUUUUUUCCUGUCGAGACAGGAGACCGCUUAGUACAAGCGGUCUCGACACGCAAAAAAUUAUGGUCUACUAAUGCAAGGCAUACACGCACCAAUUAUUGUACCAAUUUCAUCGAAUUGUACAACUGAUUGUUACGUAUAUGGUGCAGUUGUAUGAGUUGUACCAACCGAUUGGAUGAAUA